AUGAAAAAUAGAAAAGAGCCAUGUCUGUGUGAGAAGACUGAAAUCGGAACCUUUUUUGGGAGUCUACGAAUCAAAGAGAGAUGGAAACGAAGGAUGAAGAACAAAACAACCGACACCGCGGUGUAUGUGUUGGCUGUGUGA
This is a messenger RNA of Caenorhabditis briggsae, 141 nucleotides long. The transcript is spliced from 2 exons. The coding region runs from base 1 to 141 and encodes 46 amino acids. NCBI's taxonomy places the organism in Eukaryota, Metazoa, Nematoda, Chromadorea, Rhabditida, Rhabditidae. The record is from RefSeq and is a predicted model, not a curated record.